AUGAAUCAUCAAAAGCCUCUAAAUAUGCUUCCCGCUAAAAAAGUACACUUGUGACGCUACUUUCACUGUUCAAAUCGUCAUCCAUGUAAGCUCUAUUAAUUAGCCCUCUCGCUCAUCAAUCCUUCUUGUACCGGACCGGUGAUUUUCCCGCAACUUCUACGGAUAGUGAUAUCAUCAUGAGCGGGACAACAAUCGUCAGGGAUACAAGAGGAUAUUAUUGCAGCCAAUGCCGGCAACGGUUUUCCAUCACAACAAAUAAUAUUGGAGAAAUCAAAUGCCAAUCAUGCCAAAGAGUGAGUUCCAAGUUUAGUUCGAGUCCGAGUCCGAGUCCGAGUCUGAGUGCGCAUUCCAGUCCGAGACUGAGUCCCAAUUCGGGUCCGAAUGCGAGUCCAGGAUCUGGUAGAGUUCUUUGUAUCGACCAAUGCAAGAAUAAGUUUUUUCCUCAUCUUCAUCGUAAUUCUCGCAGUAAUCCAGAAAUUACUGGUAGCAAGUUAUCUUCUUCUACAUUGAAUACUAAUCCUUCUGCUUUGAGUUCUUCAUCUUCGAGUCAUCGAUCGGGUCAACCUAGGAAACGUGCACUGCUUAUAGGAGUGACUUACAAGCAAUGGAAAUAUAGGCUUAAAGGAACUGUUAAUGAUGUCAAGCGUAUCAGGAAUAUGUUGAUUGAUCAAUUUGCAUUUCAGAAAGAGAACAUUCUUGUUCUUACAGAAGAGGAGAUAGACAAAGAGCUAAGUCCUACAAAGAAAAACAUUCAAUCGUCAUUAAAAUGGCUGGUGGAGAAUUGCCGGGAUGGUGACUCUCUUGUGUUUUAUUUCUCGGGUCAUGGCUUGCGACAACCGGAUUUCGAUAAGGAUGAACGUGAUGGGUUUGAUGAAACUAUUUGUCCAGUUGAUUUCUUGGAAGAAGGAAUGAUUCUUGAUAAUGACAUAAAUUCCGUCAUCGUUCAGCCACUCCCAAAAGGUGUCACUCUUCAUGCGAUUGUUGAUGCUUGUCAUAGUGGAACCAUUCUUGAUCUUGUCCACGUCUACGACAAAGUAAAAAGGAAAUGGAUGGAUAACAGCCCUCCAAAUGGUUCUUGGAAGCACACAAAUGGUGGAUUGGCAAUUUCUAUAAGUGCUUGUGAAGAUGAUCAAAUGGCUGCCGACACCACAGCUUUCAAUGGAAAAGAAAUGAAUGGUGCUUUAACGUACAUUUUAGUAGAAAUUGUGAAGAAACACCCAGGACCAACAUACGGUGACUUAAUUGACAUGAUACAUGAGACCAUUGACAAAGUUAAUAACAGUGGUUGCGGUUUGUCAAAGGUUGUAAGAACAAUGUUUAACAGCAAAUUAUUACAGAAGCCUCUCCUUUCAGCUUCUGAAGAAUUUGAUGUUUAUAAAAAACAUUUCAUUUUGUAAAUCAUUAAAGCACCAAAUCAGCUUCCUUUCAACAGAGAGUACAAUUAAAUUGAAUAAAAAGGGCAAGAAAAUCAAAUCAAUCAGCAAUAAUAAUUAAGAUUUUCAUGAA
Jatropha curcas is the source of this 1506-nucleotide messenger RNA. Its product is annotated as metacaspase-1. Gene Ontology annotation, molecular function: cysteine-type endopeptidase activity. Gene Ontology annotation, biological process: proteolysis. NCBI's taxonomy places the organism in Eukaryota, Viridiplantae, Streptophyta, Magnoliopsida, Malpighiales, Euphorbiaceae. Gene Ontology annotation, cellular component: cytoplasm. The record is from RefSeq and is a predicted model, not a curated record.